AUGACAGAGAAAAAGAAUGAGCAGAACCCAAAAGAGGAGGGUGAUCAUGUCAGAGAAAAAGAGGAGAGCCAAAGCAGCCAAGAAGAUGAUCAAGAAGAAAGCAAGAAGAGCCCAAGAGAGCAAAAGCCUAAUAAUAGUGGAAACGAAAGCACCCAGGAAGAUGAAGAAAGUGACGUAGAAUUUCUUGGCCCUGCAAUUUAUCAAGAGGCUGAAACCACACCUUCUGUUGAAUUGAAGCAGAGCGACAACAAGAAAAAGAAUAAAGCUUUAUUGGAAUUGAGGUGCAGGGUGGAAGAUGCAAUUGUUGGGAAUUAUCUUCUGGGAAAACCCAACAAAAUGAUUAGCCCCGCUGAAAGUGCCAGGCAGAGAGAAGAGCUUAGGGAGAUUAGUCUUUGGGGUGUACCUUUGUUGCCCAGCAAAGGCCACCAAGGCACUGACAUUGUGCUGCUCAAAUUCUUGAGAGCCAAAGAUUUUAAGGUCCUUGAUGCAUUCGAGAUGCUCCGGAGGACUCUCAAAUGGCGAAAAGAAUACAGAACUGAUGAGAUUCUUGAAGAAGAGUUGGGCUCUGAUCUUGAAAAUUUGGUGUUUUGGAGUAGUGUGGACAAGGAGGGGCACCCUUUGUGUUUCACUGUGUAUGGGCCUUUCAAAGAGAGGGAAUUGUACAAGAAGACAUUUGGUUCUAAAGAGAAACGCCAGCAGUUUUUAAGGUGGCGGGUUCAAUUUAUGGAAAAGGGCAUCAAGAAGCUCAGCUUCAAGAAAGGAGGAGUGGACUCUAUGGUUCACAUUAUAGAUUUAAAGAACUCGCCGGGGCCGGAUAUGAAGGAGCUUCGUUCUCUUAGCAGCAAAACUCUGGUGUUGCUUCAGGAAAAUUAUCCAGAGCUCAUUCAAAAAAAUAUUGUUAUAAAUGCUCCACUUUGGUACUAUGUGGCACAUGUUCUCAGAUCAAGUCUCCUCAGUCAGAGAACUAAAAAGAAGUUUGUGUUUGCCAGGCCUUCAAAUGUUACAAAGACCCUUCUCAAGUUCGUAGACCCGGAAGAACUCCCAGUUCAAUAUGGUGGCCUCAAAAGAGAGCAAGAUCCUGAAUUCACACCAGAAGACAAAGCAUCAAGGCGCUCAGUCAAAGCAAACACAACUGCCUGCAUUGAAAUCCCAGUUGCUGAGGGUGGUUUGACAAUGGUGUGGGAGCUGACAGUGGUGGGAUGGGAUGUGUCCUACAAGGAGGAGUUUGUUCCUGAUGAUGAAGGCUCAUACAAGAUUCUGCUCCAAAACAAGAAGAGAUUAGGUCAGUGUGUGAGAAAUUCCUUCUAUACUAAUGAACCAGGGAAGAUUGUGAUCACCAUUGACAAUUGGACCUUCAAGAGCAAGAGGGUUCUCUACAGAUCCAAAUCCAAACUCACUGUUCCUGUGUACAGAUUCUUGUUUAACAAAUAG
Messenger RNA from Prunus armeniaca (apricot), 1431 nucleotides. Lineage: Eukaryota; Viridiplantae; Streptophyta; Magnoliopsida; Rosales; Rosaceae. The record is from the annotation of a GenBank genome assembly.